AUGUCGAAAAACAACAAAAUCAUUCCAUUUAAACUAGGAAUUGUUGAUUAUGAAAGUUCAAUGAUGAUGAAAUUCGCAUUCGAUGAUGCAUCUACGGAAACAAGUCAGGACAAUUCUAGUUGCAUAUUCAGCUUUAAUCAUUACAAGGAACCAGUUGUUCUUAAUGGGCUCAUAUUAACAAUGAUCGGUUUAAUUCUUGGAUUAUUAAUAAUGCUUAAUAAAAAACUACAUAUCACAUCCACGAAGAAUAGUUUAUUCAUGGUUAUAACCAUGAUAUUUCUAGAUGUCGGUGUUGCAUUACUAAUGUCAGUUGGAAAAUGGUACGAACAAAUUAUUUCUGUAACUGUGGCUACCGCGCUCCUCAUCAUAGCCAUUUUAUUGGGUGUAAGGCUAGAUAGUUCAGAAAGGAAAUGGAUGAUACUCUUGUGUGUGAUGUGUGGCGUAUUUAUGUUAACUGGAAUCAUUCUCAUUGUUUUGUGGGUGAUAUUUAGAAACAAAUAUUUAAUAGUUGUAACUUUGGUUUGUUGGUGCGGCGCAAUGUUCAUUGUGAUUAUAUUCACAACAUAUUAUCUACCACACGGUUUACGACCACGACAACAUUUAAAUUCACCGUCGCAAAUCAGAAAGAACGAGAAAAGCUGUGGAAAUGCUCAUUUGAUAUCAGCACUUGGUAAACAAACAUUAUAUUUUGACCUAUCCGCUAGUGAACAAAAGCAGCUUGCCACGUCUAUAUUUUAG
Schistosoma margrebowiei is the source of this 738-nucleotide messenger RNA. Lineage: Eukaryota; Metazoa; Platyhelminthes; Trematoda; Strigeidida; Schistosomatidae. The record is from the annotation of a GenBank genome assembly.